Cimex lectularius (bed bug) is the source of this 2026-nucleotide messenger RNA. Its product is annotated as carbohydrate sulfotransferase 4-like. Gene Ontology annotation, molecular function: N-acetylglucosamine 6-O-sulfotransferase activity. The transcript is spliced from 8 exons. NCBI's taxonomy places the organism in Eukaryota, Metazoa, Arthropoda, Insecta, Hemiptera, Cimicidae. Gene Ontology annotation, biological process: N-acetylglucosamine metabolic process; sulfur compound metabolic process. Bases 308 to 1567 code for a protein of 419 amino acids. The record is from RefSeq and is a predicted model, not a curated record.
CCCCGCCGGCUCAGGCCUCAGUCAUCGCUGGUCGUUCCGACGCCGAACUCUGUCCUUCUUCCUUUUCGUCCUUUUUUUGUUGUUGUUUUGUUUUUGAAUCAUCGCCGUUGACGUUUGUAUGAGUGUAUUUUCAGUUAAUCUCUUAUUUUUUUCCGGAUUUUCCUACGUUUUCCAUUACGUUCACUGGCGUUCAAGGAGAACAGUAUGGAAGAAAGACUUGAUUAGGCCAAAGUGUCAUUUGCCGUCCAUAACUCCGUCCGUUUUGCCUGAUGGAGGAAAAGUUUGAUUUGCCACCAAUCUCAAAAAUAUGAGAUAUAUACAGCUGCGGGAAAACAGCUCUGCUGGGAAGAAUAAAAAACUGACAGCGUCCCUCGUCGGAGUAAUAGUCACAUUGUGCCUUAUAUCGUUCAUAUACAGCCAGAGUUUCGUAACCACAUUGCCCACAUCUUCGUUCGCCCCGAUAAGAAGAACCAUUCAGAGUCUCUCGCCAAUCAGCGAAGUCACUGAUCGUACCAAUGUCUCAGCUGACAUUGAGCAAGUCUUGGAAGAACAGAGAGCGGAAAUAGAAAAGGAACUGAAAGAUUAUAAAUUUCCUAAUAGGAAAUAUAACAUCAGUGCAAAACCUCUUGACAAUUUGGUCCCAGAGAAAGGAGGCAAGCCUGUUAGAAGCAUCAUCAUAGCGACAUGGAGGUCUGGCUCCACAUUUCUAGGUGAUAUUCUGAACAGCGUACCCGGUAACUUUUACCAUUAUGAGCCUCUUCUUGACCAUGGGAUCGUCCAGGUCAGGGGACCUCCGUUAUCCACCAAAUCGCUCACUUACAUCCGCAAACUUUUAAACUGCAAUUAUACAGGAAUGAACUCGUAUUUGGAGUUUGGAGUGGAUCAUGUGUACCUUUUCUCACAUAAUGUCAGGUUGUGGAACAAAUGUGCAACAUACCCCCACAUAUGUUUUCACGCUCCGUUCCUCAACAAAUACUGCUCACUGUUUCCGUUCCAGUCAAUGAAACUAGUCAGGCUAAGGCUGAACCUAAUUGAGGAACUGCUUCAAGAUCCAAACCUUGGCAUACGGGUGCUUUUAGUAGUAAGGGAUCCUCGAGGAACUAUGCAGUCAAGAAAACAUAGGGAUUGGUGCCCAGGCUUUCCUGAUUGUUCUGAUCCGGCUCUGGUCUGCGCCGACAUGGUGUCAGACUAUUCAGCCGCUGUUAGGUUCAAAAAGAAAUACCCUAAUACAUUUCGGGUUUUGCGAUAUGAAGACUUUUCCAUCAACCCUUAUAAAGGGACAGAACAGCUUUUCAAGUUCUUCGGGCUAGAGUUCACCCAUCAUGUGAAAAAGUACCUCGACACGCAUACAAAAAUCAAUGCCGGGGGAGUAUCAAGCACUUACAGGAACUCGUCCUACGCUCCUUUCCACUGGAGGACCGAUCUCGACCAUAAGGAAGUCCUGAAAAUACAGAAAAGCUGCAAGACGGCCAUGUCCAUAUGGGGAUAUGUCAAGGCGAAUAAUAUUUCACACCAGAGGAAAUUCAAUCCGAUCCUGCCGAAUUUCGAUUUGAAAUUUAUUCCUUGAGAUUCAAGAUGGGAGACUAAAUUCUUAUAAUUGUUUUGUCCCCUUGUGAUAUUAUGAGUAGGAUUUAAAUCAAUGGAGGGAUCAAAAUGCAACAAUAUUGAAAUAUUCCAAGCAGGAGAAAUUUUCUUUUAGAUCGUCGUUGAUCUACUGUUGACCAGAGAUUUGACUUUAUACAUUUGCUCGUUGAGAACAUACUUAUUUGGCUGACAGAAAAAAAUAAACAGUAAAGAUAGUUGGUUUACAAUGUAUUUUUAGAACCAUCUGCAGUCUUAAGCUUUUUUAGUAUAUUAUUAAAACGAGUAUAAUGAUUGUAUUAGACAAAAUAAAAAGAACAAAACUUUUGAGAUUAGACAAAAUUGAUUUGAUGCAGUGAAAAAUCCAAAGCUCGACAUCCAAGAAUAUUUGGCCUUUAUUCAUAUUUUAAAAUACUGUGAUCAUUAAAUUUGCCAUAAAUAUCAA